Arabidopsis lyrata subsp. lyrata is the source of this 871-nucleotide messenger RNA. RefSeq names its product protein MOTHER of FT and TFL1. Gene Ontology annotation, biological process: response to abscisic acid; positive regulation of seed germination. The transcript has 4 exons. NCBI's taxonomy places the organism in Eukaryota, Viridiplantae, Streptophyta, Magnoliopsida, Brassicales, Brassicaceae. The record is from RefSeq and is a predicted model, not a curated record. Bases 97 to 618 code for a protein of 173 amino acids.
UCCGAAUUCGGACAUGCGACAAAACAAAACAACGAUUCUUUAAAAUAAGAACCUCCCUCUGUUUCUCUCUCUCUAUAUCUCCCUCUCUGUUAAUCGAUGGCAGCUUCUGUUGAUCCUUUGGUGGUCGGAAGAGUGAUCGGAGAUGUGUUGGACAUGUUCAUCCCAACCGCCAAUAUGUCUGUCUACUUCGGCCCCAAACACAUCACUAACGGCUGCGAGAUCAAACCCUCCACCGCAAUCAAUCCUCCAAAAGUCAACAUCUCGGGCCAUUCCGAUGAGCUUUACACUCUCGUGAUGACUGACCCGGACGCACCUAGCCCAAGCGAGCCGAACAUGAGAGAAUGGGUCCAUUGGAUUGUCGUGGAUAUCCCCGGAGGCACCAGCCCCUCGAGAGGAAAGGAGAUACUUCCAUACAUGGAACCAAGACCACCAGUGGGGAUCCACCGUUACAUUUUGGUACUUUUCCGGCAAAACUCACCGGUGGGUCUGAUGGUGCAGCAGCCGCCAUCACGAGCCAAUUUCAGCACCCGAAUGUUCGCUGGACAUUUCGAUCUUGGUCUACCUGUGGCCACUGUCUACUUCAACGCCCAAAAGGAGCCUGCUUCACGCAGACGCUAGUACAAGAAACAAACUAAUGCCAUCUAUAAAUGAGCCAAAAAUCCGGAACUUUUUGGUUUAAAAACCGAAAGGAACCUUUACCUAAAAAACCAGAGCGGACAAAAAUGUGGGUAUUAUAUAUCAAACCACAUUUUCUAUUAGUCCGGUUAUAGCUAUGUGCCUAUGUCUAUCUAUAUAGCUUACAAAUAUGUGUAUCUUUUUUUAAAAAUCUUUUUCAUAUGGAGUGUUUGCAAUAAUAUAUGGUGUUCGUCUC